UGUUUCGGCAGCGUAUGUAUUGCACAACAGUCUUUGAAAUCGUUCACGUCUGAGAUGAGUUACCUUUGGGUCGAGAAGUAAUAAUGCGGAUGCGUCCGCGCGUGCGUGCGUGCGUGCGUUCGUGCGCCGAGGAACCAGGAAACGUGGGGGGGUAAAAUGUGGCUAAACUAAACGGGCAAACGCGAUAAAUUAAACCGUGCCUCUCUAUCUCUGAUUUCUUCCGUCUGCUCUGCCUCCACUCGCUGGUUUCUAUUGAGGCUAUUUUUAGCCCCAGCAGACGAGUCACGUGGCAGGAGGGAGGACGACGUCAAUAAUGUUGUUGUUGGUGUUGGAGAGAGAGAGGGAGAGGGAGAGACUGUAAAUAUGGAGGAGGUGAAACGGUAGGAGGCGAGACGCGACCCCGCUUUGUAAAUUACGCGUUUUUCGUCGUGCGAAAUAAAAGCGCAGAGGAGCCUCUACAGGGGAGGACGCAUAUACACACCGCGCGCACGCACACACAAACACCGAGCCCUCGGCGGAAAGCAAAGCCGGGAGGAAGCGACCUCUGCGCCAAUACGCGUUCCAGGAGGACCCGCCGACAUCCACCACGAAUACCCCGCGUUGAGAAGAAGUCCGGUUCACCUCCACGCCUGUCCCCCGUCCGUGCUCCAACACAUGGCCGACGCCGAGGACCCACUUUAACGCACACGUAAACGCGGCGGAAGGGUUGGGGAGGGGAAGUCCAGUCUCACCCUUGAACCCAUGAAUUCGUCACACCCCUCAAUAGUGGAGGUGAAGAGCAGCCUCCCAUCAGGCAUGCAGAGCCCAGUGGCAACAGCAAGCGAGCAGAGGGGAGGAGGUGGAGAAGGUGGUGGGGGCCCGGGAGAAGGCCCUGGAGGAGGUGGAGGCCCGGUGGACCUGCGAACGGAACCCAGGGUGGGGUCUCAUUCGGGGGGCGCGGGGGUGGACACGACCCUGCGAGAGCAGCAGCUCCAGCAAGAACUCGUGCUGCUCAAACAGCAACAGGAGCUCCAGAAACAGCUUCUGUUCGCGGAGUUUCAGAAAAAACACGAAGUGCUCACCAGACAACACGAAGUCCAACUGCAGGAACAUUUAAAGCAACAACAAGAGCUGCUGGCAGCUAAACGGCAGCAGGAGCUGGAGCAGAAGAGGAAACUGGAGCAGCAAAGACACGAAGAACAAGAGAAACAGCGACUAGAGCAACAACUACUACUGCUGAGGAACAAGGAGAAAGGCAAAGAGAGUGCCAUUGCCAGCACAGAGGUGAAGCUGAAGCUGCAGGAGUUCCUUCUCAGUAAGAAAGAGCCCGGCCCCGGCGGACUGAACCAUUCCUUCUCCCCAAAGUGCUGGGGAGCCCAGCACACCUCCAUGGAUCAGAGCUCUCCUCCGCAGAGUAACACCCCAGGGACUCCUCCUUCCUAUAAACUGCCCCCUCUGCUGGGGAACUACGAGGGCAAAGACGACUUCCCACUGCGCAAGACGGUCUCGGAGCCCAACUUGAAGGUGCGCUCGCGGUUGAAGCAGAAGGUUGCCGAGAGGCGGAGCUCUCCGCUUCUGCGCAGGAAGGACGGAACCGUCAUCAGCACCUUUAAGAAGAGAGCCAUAGAGAUAUCAGUUUCCUCUCUCUGUAACAGCGCACCAGGAUCAGGUCCCAGCAGCCCCAACAGCUCCAACAGUGCUAUCGCCAACGGCAACACGGGAUCAGUCCCCAACAUACAGACAGAGCUGAGAUCUCUGCAUCAGACGCUGGGGGCUGAUGGGACGUUGAGUCCUCUGAGUCUCUACACCUCGCCGUCCCUGCCCAACAUCUCUCUCGGCCUCCCUGCCAACACGCACAUCACGCCCCCCCAGAAGCUGUCUAGCCAACAAGAAGCAGAGCGACAAGCUAUCCAGUCGCUGCGAGGGGGCGGAGCUCUAACGGGGAAGUUUCUCUCCACGUCCUCCCUACCUGCAGGCGUGGGCCACGACGUGGAGACUCCACCCCCCAGCUCUCAUUCAGCCCAUUCCUCGUUAUUGCAGCAUGUGCUACUGCUGGAGCAGGCCAGACAGCAGACUGCUAUGCUAGUCCCCAUGUACAGUCAGUCUCCACUGGUUACGGCAGAAAGAGGCGUGUCCGGUGGCAUGCGGGCGGUCAACAAGCUGCCUCGCCAUCGGCCGCUGGCUCGUACGCAGAGCGCACCCUUGCCCCAGUCGCCCCAGGCCCUUCAGCAGCUGGUGGUCCAACAGCAACACCAGCACUUCCUGGAGAAACACUACAAGAUGCUGUCGAAGGGGGGAGAGCUUCCUAGGCCACCGCCCACUCACCCAGAGGAGACGGAGGAGGAGCUAACGGAGACCAACGACAUGCAGGAGGACGAUGUUGGGGCGGGCCUUCACAGGCUUCAGAAGGAGGGGUCAGACGACAGCACGCCUUCGUCCGAGCGACUCGGCGUGCACGUGAAGGGCGAGGAUGAGUUUGGCAGCAUGCACGUCAAAGGGGAGAGCACGGAGAGCGAGCUGGACGAAGAGGAGGAGGACGAGGACAUCAUCCAGCUAAGGGAGGGCGACGACGAGGAGAAGGGGAGCUAUACGCAGGCCUUGCAGCAGCUGGGUGUGUUCCAGUCCUCGUUGCCCCACAGACCUCUGGGAAGAGCGCAGUCCUCCCCUGCAGCCACUGUCAAUCCCAUCAAACACCUCUUCACCACUGGGCUUGUGUAUGACAGUCUAAUGUUGAAGCAUCAGUGUGUGUGUGGCAACGCUCACAUCCACCCGGAGCAUGCUGGGAGAGUUCAGAGCAUCUGGUCCAGACUGCAGGAGACGGGCCUGCUGGGCCGCUGUGAGAGGAUCCGUGGGCGUAAAGCGUCCCUGGAUGAGAUCCAGUCCGUCCAUUCGGAGUUUCACACGCUGCUGUAUGGAACCAGUCCGCUCAAUCGGCACAAGCUGGACCACAAGAAGCUGCUUGGUCCAAUCAGCCAGAAAAUGUACGCUGUUCUCCCCUGUGGAGGAAUAGGGGUGGACAGUGACACCGUGUGGAAUGAGAUGCACUCGUCAGCAGCCGUGCGCAUGGCGGUGGGUUCGGUCAUCGAGCUGGCCUUUAGAGUAGCCGCGGGGGAGCUGAAGAAUGGCUUCGCUGUCGUUCGUCCACCGGGUCACCACGCUGAGGAGUCCACUGCAAUGGGGUUUUGUUUCUUCAACUCAGUAGCCAUCACUGCCAAGCUGCUGCAGCAGAAGCUAGGAGUGGGGAAGAUCCUCAUAGUGGAUUGGGACAUUCACCAUGGCAACGGCACCCAGCAGGCCUUCUACAGCGACCCCAACGUCCUCUACAUCUCCCUCCAUCGCUACGACGACGGAAACUUCUUCCCCGGCAGCGGCGCUCCUGAGGAGGUGGGCUCGGGUGCGGGUGUAGGUUUUAAUGUGAACAUAGCGUGGACUGGAGGAGUGGAGCCCCCUAUGGGUGAUGUGGAGUACCUCACUGCCUUCAGGAGUGUGGUCAUGCCCAUCGCCCAGCAGUUCAGUCCAGAUGUGGUGCUGGUGUCCGCGGGCUUUGACGCAGUCGAGGGCCACCAGUCUCCUCUGGGAGGCUACAACGUCUCUGCCAAAUGCUUCGGUCAGCUAACGCAGCUCCUGAUGGGUCUGGCGGGUGGGCGGGUUGUCAUGGCGCUGGAGGGCGGUCAUGACCUCACCGCUAUCUGUGACGCAUCGGAGGCCUGCGUCUCUGCGCUCCUGGGAGACCCGUGUGACUCCAUGUUUCAGUGGCCUCAGGAGAAGCCUUGCCCCAAAGCCUGCGCCUCACUGGAGAGAGUAAUAGAGAUCCAGAGCAAACACUGGCCUUGUCUCCAGAGUUUGUCUCAGACCUGUGGUUACUGUCUAGUGGACAGUCCCCUCGGUGCUCAGGGCCAAUCAGAGAAGGACGAGGCGGACACUGUCAGCGCCAUGGCGUCCCUGAGUGUCGACGUCGAGCAGCCGGGCUCCGUCCCUGAAAACGUAGAAACCAACAGGUCCACAGAGGAGCCAAUGGAAGAAGAGCCUGUCUUGUAGGAGGAGCUUAAACCAAGAAGCACGCAAAAAAAAGACUCCACAUUCACCUCCUUCUAGCACCUCCUCUUCCUCUUCCUUUGCCUCUUCCUCCGCAAAGUGUGCGUAGGUACGCACACACAGAGUGGAAUUGUGCCACUGUGGAGGACUCCCGUUUGACUGAGGAGAACACAAUGGAGGCAGGAGAGGGCGGGGCCCUGUGAAAAGCGUGGACACAUCCCUUUUCCACUGGUUCACCAGCCCAGGGAGGAGCAGACGACUUGUUAGCAUCUCCACGGAAACCAGAGGAGGGGAGCGUCGUCAAGGAUACACGUCUUGUGCCCUCGUGUACUGUAAUUCACCACCUGUACACAGCACCACUGAACUUCUCUCUUCCACCCGCCAAUGAUUUCUUUUUAUUUCAUCCCUAUUCCGGUGACUGUGGAAAAAAAAAAACAACAACUUGAAACUAAAUAUCAGAGACCAAGUGGACGACUUGUCCUCUUGCGUGUCGCGAGGUCGCCUGGCAGAGGAGGAAUAAUCCGUUUUAAAAAUUAGCAGAGGAGGAGGAGGAACUAGGUGCCUUUUUUUCUGUCUAUCAAAAAAAAAAAAAAAAAAGUCUGAUCAGAAACCACAAACCGCCGCCGCAGCACCUCAGAAAAAAACAAAACAAACAAACCAGCCAACCGGGACUGAAGAAACACUAAUGCACACAUUCACCCACACACACACGCAAAAAAAAACAACAAAAAAAACACAAACACACAUGCUGCUGUUGUUCCAGUCGGUCUGUUCAUCUUUGGGUCUUUGUUUUCUUCAUCUGGAUGCCUUAGUUUGUCCUAAUCUCACUAUUUAUAGUUAACUUGAGAGGGAUGGAGGGAGAGAAUUAACAGACAUGAUAAAAAACUGUAACUGGUAGGAGCUGUGUUGUCUUUCAGAUAUGACAAUAUUCAUGCCAGAUAGUCCCAACUUCUUCUUCGAUGCAAGAAAAGCCUCUAAAGCCAUCGUUAAAAAAAACAAAAUCCCUAGAAAAAAAAAGUAUGCAUUGAAUAGUGACGUUAAAAUAACAUCAGGAUCCAGUCACCUUUGGCAGUAUUCACUGAAACUGUACUGUACCACCUCAGCACAUCAGUCCACUCUGUCUUUAACUCGUUCAGUCAUGUGACCUCAGCCCAGCCUUCCCCACCCCCCCACUCGCACCCCCACCCCUCUCUAAAGUAGGAAACACCAUGAUGACCACCACGUCCAAAUCAUUAUUAAUAUUAUUAUUUUUCUUUUUAAUUGUAAUAUUUCUAGUUUGGUGUAUAAAUACUCCUGUCUCCUGUCUUGUUGCCCACGGUUACAUCACAAUGGACUCUGUGUGGUCACUUUUCUAAAUCUGUAUAUAUACACACACAUAUAUAUAUAUAUAUAUAUAUAUAUAUAAAAAAAACACAAAAUUCUUUCUCUUUUUGUAUAAAAAACAAAAAAUAAUAUUCUAUAUAAAUUAUAUGUAUAUAUAUAUAUAUGUAUGUAUAUAUAUAUAUAUAUAUAUAUAAUGUAAACAGUGUUUCAUCCAAUCAGAUUGGAUUCAUAAAUAUAUUCUAUUUGGAGAUUUGAUGUUUUGACAGGAAGUAAGCACACGGCCUGAUGACGUCGGACCGCACCCUGUUGAGUUUGUUUGUUUACAGAUGUUAAAGUUAUGGCCGGAUGUUGUUGUUGUUGUUGUUUUUGGAGGGUAAAACUAGAUCCACUUUCUCUGGCAGGACCAGCACUGCCCUCCUCAGGCAAACAGCCGCAACUACACAAAAGAGGUCAGAAGUCGUUGUUAAUAGGCUGGUCCAGUGAUGAUGUGUUUUUGUAGUCCGGAAGGAAGGCGGCUUGCUCCUUCGAGGUUUUUUUGGACUUUCGUUACAGGUCAACCGUCGUUGGUACUGAAUCACCAGCCGGACUCUUUGUGUCAUUAGCCCUGAUCCAGGAAGAGCAAACUAUGCGCGACAGACACUGAGUGGAUCUGAAAAAAAAUAAAUGUUUCGACAGGGAGUGAGGGAGAAGAGCUUUGACUUUACGUGUCUUGCAACAAAUUAGUGGAGAAAACCUUUUUCUUCUGGAGCAAAUCUGUCUUUUGUCCUCAUCAUUUAAACUCACAGUAAUAGCUUUUUAUGCCACUUGGGGGCAGCAGAAACAAGAAAGUCACUUAUAUGACAUUAAAGCUGAUAAUGUGGUAAUUUGUUAUCAAACCUCAUCUGUUUUUAUGCAGACAUCAGACAGAGAGCAACAUCAUUAUUUUAAGUAGUGUUUCUGCAGCACUCACUCCCCCGUUUGCUCUAUUUUGGUCUCCACCACCUCUCCACAGAAAUAUCCGUCACCCGAAGGCUCCACUUUCGUGGUUGUCACCGGCGUUGUCCGUCUGCAGUUCGGUGCUGUGCCGGAAGCAUGGAGUGGCUUUUUAGAGCUUUUUAGCUGAAAAUAGCUGCCUCUCGCAGCCAGAAAUAACACUAUGAGAUGAGUAAAGGUGCUUUCAGAUGCUAAGUGGCUGCUGCUGCUGCUGCUGUACAGCCACCACUUAGCGAUCUGUAUCUACCACGGUGCCUCCUGGCUACCUCUGAUCUUACCGGCCUGUUCGCCUGGUAUAAUGUUGUUACGCUGCUAAACAGGGACUGUCGUAGCUUAAAACAGAGUAAACAGAUUAAUAUAACAAGCGCUGCUAACGACGAUCAACACCGUUUGCGGUCCCGGACUGUACAACAGAACUCUGAAGUCGACGUUUCUCUUAAUUAAUCUGUGUAAUUCAGGGAACACUGCUUUUAACACUCAGAACAAAUUCUGGAUCCUCUCAGUGACUGUAAAUGUCUGUUAGGCUGUUCCUGGAUCAGUGCUAAUGGAUCACCAGUUAUAGAGGGUUAUGACAGGACUGGGCAAGUGCUUUUCCCGCAGGUCGGCUUUACUCAUAUUUGACCAAAGGGACAAAUCAACACUAGUCCCAGGCCAAAAGUGGGACAACUUCUGUAAAUAUGGAUCUGUAAAGUUUAGAGCUUCACGUGUUUCAACCAAGUACAUUUCAACAAAACUACAGCUGAACGUAUCAAACAGGGUGAACCAUAAUACUACCGUUCUUUAUAAGCUUUAAAAAAAGGACUGAACUGUUGGGAACCAAAGCUCAAAUCUGCUGGCUACAUUUAACGCGUGGCUUUUGCUUUUGUUAACCUUAAAUCACAGCUCCACAAACCGACAAUCACGCCACACACUCAGUGGAGACAAACCUUCAGAAACUGGACCACCCUAUUUUUAUUUUAUUUUGUUUUUUUUUUUUUUUUCCACGUCUUAUCGAAAAGCCAGACUCGGUAAACACUAUCCGGCGACGUCAGGAAGUUACAGUAAACCCCUCGAUCCUCGCUUAACUCCGUUUCCCGCGAUCCCCACUACGCUACGACCUUUGGGGUCUCAUCAGUUCAAAGCAAUAUCACAGUAAUGUCCUGCUUCGCUGUUGCAACACCGCAACCAGCCUCAGAGCUUGCAUAAUUUGCAGAGUUUAUACGUACGUGAAAGGAUAGACGGUAUCAAGAGGGUGACUGAUUGAUUGAUUUAUUGAUUGAUUGACCUGUGUUUCCAGACGGUUUCCAGUGUAGUUUUUUUGUACUAAUGUAAACACUACGGCCAUUUUUGUCCAUUAUACUCUUGGGCAGGGUUGGACAUAUGGGUGACUAUGGGUGGGUGUCGACAGCUGAGCUCGACUGGAGUUCAUGCAAGCACAAAAGAACGAAACAAGUAUCUGUGUUGAGAUGAGUAAGCACCAGAGUUGUCACUUAUAGCUAUUUAUAACUCAAUGAAAAUGCCUUAAUAAUUCUUUUAUAUAUACAUAUAUAUACAUAUAUAUGUGUAUAUAUACAUGUAUAAAUGACUGCCAACAGGUCAUGGAUUCAGUGUUUGGAGGAGCUUUAUCAUUAUGCGAGUCAUUAGGGCGGUAUCUGUUGGCCAUUAGCGGAACUGCGGCUUUAAAUAACAACACAUGCACACAUCCACGACUUAAAAGCCGCAGAGCUACAUUCAAACCCUUCUCAAACAAACUCACACACACCGGUUAAGCCUGUCAAUGCCAGGUGAUUCAAAAACUGCGUAUUUCUCUGGUGACAUUCCCACUGCUUUUUUUUUUUUUCUUUUGGUUUCCCAGAGCUGUAGAGAGGGGAGCAACCACAUUAGAAACUCUUGCACAAAAGUUACUAAUGUAACCACGGUUCCAUGAAUUUUUCUCAGAAAGAUUGGAAGCGUCCAAGAGACUUUUCUGAUGCCCCGGAUUUAAAAGAAAGAAAGGAUUAGAAUCUAAGAACCAAAGCGAUAAAUGGCAAGAUUAAAUGCAGAUUGGCAAUGGUGUGGGUUUUCCUUGUUGGAGAGCACUGACAGGAGAAAAGGGGCUGAAAUUGAGAUAUUGUGUCAAUAGUGUAAUUACUUUUACUGCCAGUAGGGGGAGACAAAGGUUCCUUACGGUAGCUUUAAGGGUUACUACAAGUUUAUAAAAUCUUGUUCUGUAGUUUUGGCCAUCAUUCCUUACAAGAAGCAAGAAAAUUAGGUAUGUGGGAUUUGGGAAGUCCGUUACAGAAACGCAUGGCAUUCACAAAAGAGAAAAAAAUAUAUAUAUUUGUUUACUCAAGUAAAGUCCUUCAAUGUUACAUUUUCUAAAAUAUUUCGUCUAGUAUUCAGGUGUAGAUUCAAGAUUUCAUUUGGUGAAAAGUUUGAAAUGGCAAAGGUAAUAGUUGGAAAAGUGACGUUUUGCUUCAAAUGAUUUCAAUUCGCGCAGAGAAAACUCACGUGGAUCGAGUGUUUUCAGCUUUCCUUGUGUUACGUCACUUUUCUAAUACAGCACCGUGAAUGCCUUUGAGGAAAGACUGCCCCCACUGGAGAACAAAAGAAACUCAGAGAGAGGGACUAGUAAUUCGUUUCACAAGUCGCUGAAGCGUUGCGUUGUUGUAGCUCACGGAAAAAGAGACGACCAAAACUACAAAGAUUUAAAGCGCGACAAAGACAGGUGUCCUUUAAAGAACCAGGGGGUGGGACUUACAGGGAUCUAUGAGCGGAAAAGGAAUAACGCUGUUGUCAUUUUGCUCUUUGGCCUUUUCCCCCGUCCUCCUCACUGGACCUUUUAGUUGGUCUCGAAAGGGAGGAAUCUUGGAUGUUUUAAAGCACCGUCCUUAAGGAACGAAGGGGGCACCUUUGUAGGAUUUUGCGUUGCCGGGGCUCCUACCCACUCCUGAAAUACCACACAGCUUUAUUGUUACACAGACACUGAGGCACAGCACACACACACACACACACACACUCAAAACUAUUUUGCUACAUGAGUUCAUACUGUAUAUUUCUUGAUAUGUUUGAUACUGUGGUGUAAAUGUAGUGUCCUUCUAUGACGCCGUGUGGGGGUGUAUUUGAACUCUAGGGUGGGACGGGAGAGGUUCAGUAUCAGUGUGACUGUCACCUCGUCUCUCUCUUCAUUACCGGCUCGUGACCGAAACAUUUUGCUUUAUUUUAUUUCUUUUUGGGAGGGGGAGGGAGGGGGGAGAAAGACUCCAUUUUUGUUGGAACUGAUCACAAGCACAUUCCUGACUCUCCUCUGUCCGUGCCGUCGUCUUCUUCUACUUCUUCUUCUUUCUCCAGACCCUUUUUCCUGUCGCGACGAUACAACAUGUGUCUAGUUCUCGCCGACUCACAUGUACAUAGAGCGCAUAUAUGUGUACACAUGUGCAAUACACGCUAUUCGAGCAAUCUAUUACUGUGACUAUUAUUGAUGAUGAUACUUGUCCCGUUUUUUUGAAGUUUAAGCCCGUUUCUUUUGUUUUUUUUGUCGUUGUUGUUGUUUUGUUUUUUCCUCCCCCUCCUCGUCGAUGAAUUGUGUUGCAGCAGGAGCUUAAAAAGGGAAGUUGACCCCGGUUUAAUUUCAGGGGUUUGUGGACAUUUUAAUGAAGCCCUUUCUUUUUUUCUUUUUUUUUUUUAUUACUCUCACUGUAAUGUUGUGACGUUGAUCCUGAUUAUCUGUUUUUUCUUUGUUUGUUUGUUUUGUUUUUUUUUUAAGUGGGCCUGUUGUUAAAUUUGUCUGGCAACUCAAUAAAGCAAUUCACUGAC
Molecule: messenger RNA, 10083 nt
Organism: Mugil cephalus (flathead mullet)
Lineage: Eukaryota; Metazoa; Chordata; Actinopteri; Mugiliformes; Mugilidae
Gene: hdac5
Product: histone deacetylase 5
Exons: 29
Coding region: 742-4017 (1091 amino acids)
Biological process (GO): negative regulation of transcription by RNA polymerase II; chromatin organization
Cellular component (GO): histone deacetylase complex
Molecular function (GO): histone deacetylase activity
Source: RefSeq, a predicted model, not a curated record